Messenger RNA from Acanthaster planci (crown-of-thorns starfish), 10986 nucleotides. RefSeq lists its product as uncharacterized. NCBI's taxonomy places the organism in Eukaryota, Metazoa, Echinodermata, Asteroidea, Valvatida, Acanthasteridae. Gene Ontology annotation, molecular function: protein binding. The record is from RefSeq and is a predicted model, not a curated record.
UGUCAGGUACAAAGGUACGCGCUGCUGGUCACGUAGACUAGAGUACAUUGCAAAAUUUGUUGCCUGGGCUGGGAAUCUGUUUACUGGAUGCAGAACAUCAAACGGGCGCUUGACGUAAACACUGCUUCGGAUUUGGCCAACCCCAAGGCUGCAAGCUCCGAUCUCGGCUCAAUUAAGACAGCAUGGCCGAUAUGAGAAAUGUCAUCGUCAUCGCUCUUGUAGCGACUUUUCUGACGCUGUCAGCAGUGGAGGCAUUCACGUGUUAUGGCAGCACCACGUGUCCUAACGGAGGCACGUGUAUCGAAGAUGAUCUCUGUGCGUGUGUCCAAGGCUACUUCUCCCCGAGAUGUGAAGUGUGCCGACCGAUUGAUCACUGCCCGGAGGUGUUUUGUAGCAAUUACUACGAUGCUAAGUGUAUACGAUGCGACGGCGACUUCGGGCCGACUUUUGGAAGUGCCUACGAAAAGACGGGCGAUCAGAGAAGAUGCAUCAAGCAAUGUUCAUGGAGAAGCGACAGCAAUGCCUGCUUCCCGGGAUCCUGCACCGAUGCCCAGUGCACCUGCAGCAGUGGAUUCUCCGGAGACGACUGCAGAACAAUGGAGGAGGGGCAGGCACCAGUUAUGUCAGAGCUCCGCGCAACGCUCCUGGCGGGGACGACCACACAGGAAUUGGGGCGCGCCCGGAAUGACACCGCCACGCUCGACAUCAACGGGCAGAAUUUCACCGACGUCCGCAUCCACUGGAAGUGUUCAUACCAACCCACAGGACUCCCAAACCCCAGCGUGCUGGAUGGAGCCGGCCAGCCCGUCUAUCCCUACAUCGCCAACGUCAGUUUGGGCGUCGUGUCUGCAAGUGUCACAGCCACGGUGCACCUCGCCAGUGGUGGAACAUACACUCUGGGUUCUGAAAACUGCCCUGCCGCCGGAUCUCAGGAUGACCCAGCUACUAGCCUGGUCAUCUGCGAGUACACGUUCGAUAUAGACGGCAGCAUCUGGACCCCCUCUGAUGGGGAUGUGCUGACGUACAUCGUGGACGCCACAAAUGGGGGAUACAUGCAACUCUACGAUAGGGACAAUUCCAACAACAUCAUCACUCGGUACUACGUCGGCCGGACCGUCUCCGCCUCGGCUAAUUUCACCUUUGACCUGGACAGCCCCUACCACUGUGUGAAUGUCAGCGCCGGGUGUCGAACCACCAUGCUCGAUGCUGGAGAUGAUGUCACCGUUGAGGCUGAUAUCACGAUCACGUGGAGUGAUUGGGCAGAUGACCUGUCUGGCAUUGGUGAGUACGACCUGCAGGUGCGUCAACUAUCCGGCGGCCACGGCGAUGAGAUGACCGAGACCUUUGAUGUACCGGCUGUGUACGCCGGCGCUGCUGUUUCUGGACAGACUGUCAUGUUACCUCACCCAGGUGUGUACUCCAUUGUUUUGACAGCCUCCGACAAGUCUGGUAACACCCGACUCAGCAGACGUUUUGUGCUCUUUGAUGAUGAUCCCGACGAUGUCACCACCCAGAGCCAUGCCCCUCUGCGUGUCCUGUCGGCGAGCACGGAGACAGGCUACACGUGGGUGACUGAUCUUGGCCUGCCUGGUGGCACCACUCCUAUUACCUUGAGCUGGUUUGAACAUUUCACCAAUGCACACCAUCGUAGCCAAGGACUGCUGAAACCCAUUGGCUCAUACGCUGGCGGUGAAAUUGACACUGCCUAUGACCAGAACUUUGGUUUACGCGGCCGGGCAGCCAUCCCCAAUGCCCUGGGUGUGACGCAGUUCCGUGUUCUUUACGACAUCGACCACAGUGGUGGCAGGACCAUUGUCAAUGCCAGCCGCAAUGACUCAGACGACUGGAGGAAUUUGAACACCACCACGCAGGUGACCUACGACCUGAGCCUCGUGGACGGCGAUUCCAUUCGGUUCUGGGUGGAGGCCAGAGAUGUCACCGGACACUCCCUGAGGGACACCGUACUGACUCACGUAGAUUCCUCACCACCAGUUGUUGACGGUGGAGAUGGUACUUUGGCAGUUCCCAGUUCCGCUGAUCUGGACAAUGUGGGGGUGGCCUUCCGAGCGUACGACGUGCACAGUGGUAUCCGGACCAUCGAGUGGCGCAUCUUCAUCAACCAGUCUGACACAGAGGUGGAGCUCGCCCGUCAAACGUUGCCCCCUGUGAAGAUUGACCCUGCCACGGAGGACUGUGAUCCCAGCAGCUGUCUGUGCAUACCACUGGGCGACUGCUACGCCAUGUAUUACGGUUUUAAUCCGGAUGUCCACAUUGGCGGCCACAGCUCUGAUUACUUCGUCGGGCUGACGGUCACCAACCAUGCCAGACUGGUGGCCAACAAGACCAUCAAGGUCACGGUGGACUCCACGCCCCCGGAAGCCGGCGUAGUGCAUGAUGGGAUGCUUGGGUCCAAGGAGGUCGACUACCAGGUGGGCCGCGACCUCUGGGCCCACUGGGAGGGUUUUGUGGACCGAGAGAGUGGGGUGGCAUUCUACCGUUACCUGUUUGACGACUUGUGCUGGGAUGACUCAACGGCAAUUGACUCUGUACAAGAUAAUAUGACGCAAACCUCGUCCACCCACGCCAGUUGGACCGCCCCCUCGCCGGGCAAGUACCAUGUGACCGUCGUUGCAUACAACACGGCUCAGGAGCCCUCCGAGCCCGUCUGCUCUGAUGGCGUCACAAUUGAUGCCAGCCCACCCGAGUUGUCCCAGAUUGCCAUCAAACGCACCCGGGCCUGGCCUGGCCUGGCCAAGGAUGCCGAGGGUCGGGUGUGGCUCAUCACCGAGCACCUUAGAAAGAUGGAGCUGGUCAAUGCGUCCAGUAACUGCAGUUCUGUGGCCACCCCUCUCACCGAUUUGUCGAUUUAUCCCGAUGUCACAGCCUCUGAGGCGAGAUCCCAACAAGACAUAAGCUGCCAGGACUUCUCGGGCUUUGAGGAGAAACUCUUCCUUCCCACACACAAGCAUAUGACCGUGUCCUGGUCAGGAGAGGACCUGGAGAGCUCCAUCUAUGACUACGAGAUUGGCCUCAGCAGUGACCUCUCCAACCUGACCCCUGACCUCGUGACUUUCGUGUCUACCUCAGGCCAUGAUCGUUUUGUGAUGUACCAUCCCCACAUCAGCCACGGAUCUGUGUUCUACCUGGUCCUGCAGGCCAUCAACAAGGCUCAAGUGUCAACUACAAAGGCGAUUGGACCAAUUGUAGUGGAUACCACCCCGCCCACAUUUGUUGGGCGUGUCUCGGUCCGUGCGGAUGAUGACCACUUGAUUGCUGAAUGGGGAGACGAUGGCUUUAUCGAUGAUGAGGAUACUGGCCUGAGAUACCAAGUUGCCAUUGGUCAGCACCGGGGAGGGACCGAAACGCACUCUUACCAAGAGGAGGACGACCUUCAAAUCGGCCCCUGUCUUCUUCGGACAUCCUGCGCCGCAUUCUCCCUGGCUGACCUGGGCUGGCGUCUCCACGGCGAUCACGAGUAUUACGUGUCGGUCAGGGCACAGAACGGUGCCGGGUUGGUGGCGGUGGGGAUCUCGCCUGUCUACAGACACAUUGUCCAGUUGCCGUCCGUGGGUGUUGUAUUAGAUGUUGCACCCCUCGGAGAAGCACCGGAUGGGACCUUAGGGGUGGCCAAAGAUAUUGACGUGCAGAUGGACACCACGAGCAUCUCAGCUCGUUGGUAUGGCUUUGAGCAUCCCCACCUUGACAUCAACUACGAGAUUGCCGUCGGGUCAGAAGGUGGCACCUCAGACAUCAGUGGCGGCCUCAUCGAUGUUGGCAGCGCGACCUUCUAUCGACUGGAAGGACUGACUUUAACCUCUCUCAAGACUUAUUACGUGACAGUCCGUGCCACUUCGGACACCGGCAGUGUCAACGUGACCUCAGACGGCGUCAAAGUCAUUCGGGAAGGGCUGAUACUGGAUGGGACUGCAGUGAAAGACGGACUCGGCUGUCAUCGGGAAGGAGAUGAAGUUCUAUCCAACGGCUCAUCUGAUGCUGAUCCACCCUGCCAGGAUGACAUCCCCCACCAGUCUUCCACCUCAGACAUCUCAGCUCGAUGGACCAUCCCCGAGAUGUUGCUGCCCUUUGUGACUCAUGUCUUGUGGGCCGUCGAAGAAGAGGUUGAAACUUAUACAGAUGACGAGGUAGCUAUGUCGGAAUGGAUCCAAGUGAUUGAUUAUCAAGAUCUUGGCAUGGCCUUCCAGCAUGUCGAAGCUGGCGUAAGGUUGAGGGACGGAGCACACAUCAGAUCCAAGCUCAAAUUCUGUCAUGGCAGUGUCUGUUUCCUGCCAGUCACCAGCGAUGGGUUCUGGGUGUUAUCGCGACCUCCCGAGGUCGGCCAGGUCACGGUCAGCGACGUCCGGUUAGCGGACGGCUUGACGAACCUCAGCGUGAUCUUCCAGCCGUUUGUCCAUGAGUACGUCCGGCGCGGAGACCAGCGCGAGCUGAUGGACGGGUACCAGUGGAGAAUUGCCGUGGCGGGCGGCGCUGUGUUGAGCGCAUGGAAUCUGGCUGGGGAUGUGGUGAUCGCCGGGGAAACAGCCCAUUUUAUUGCAACGUACAAUGGACAGUUAGACCGGCGUGUUUGUCAUCAGCUGUCCCUGCGAGGUUUCAACAAAGCUGGUCUCUCCUCCACAGCAAGCACUCAGCUUCCAGACUGCGCAGUGCUUUCCGCUCCCAACAUUGUCAUAGAUGCAGAUCACGAAGUUGUCCUGGAGCUGAACGCCGCCUGGCACGAGCCGGACAGGGAUUAUGUCCUGUCCAGGACUUUCCUGGCUGCGGUCUGGCCCCAGCUGCGCCACCGGGCCUACGUCUGGGCAGCCGUCCAGGACAUUGGAACGGCCGACUUUGGAAACUUGGACCAGGGACUGCACUUUCCUUGUGAACAUCCGAUGGCGGAGGCGUGCGGAGAGACAGAUAAAGAGUUUGUCAACAUCCCAGGACUGUCCCUUCAGCACAGCAACCGUUACCGUGUCUGCGUCCAUGCCAACCAGGUAGUCAUUGAGCAUGAGACGUGGAACCAAACGCUGCCCUCGGUGUCCAGUUGCAGUGACGGCGUGGUCGUCGAUACCACCCCACCGAUUGCGGGCUCUGUGCGGAUGGGUUGGCAACAGCGUCAGAAAUUUCAGCGGUCAUCUUCAGAGUUGGUGCUACACUGGGAAUCCUUUACCGAUAGUGAGGAGCACGGCUCGUCAUGGCAACACACUGGUAUCCAGUACUACGAAUAUGCAGUUGGUUCGUCUCGAGGCAGCAGCGACGUGAAAGAGUUCACUCGCCUUGGUCUCACGGACAGCGUUAUCGUGAACAACCUAAGGCUGGAGCAUGGACACUCUUACUAUGCCACAGUGAGAGCCUAUGACUUCGUGGGUCUGUUUGCCGCAUCGACGUCCGAGUCCAUCAUAGUUGAUGCCAUGCCCCCUACCGUCAACACCAGCUAUACCCUGGACAUCGGAGGCAGCUUCAUCAGGUCAACCACUUCUCUGUCGGCAAGAUGGGAACAUGUGUUCUCGGACAAGGAGAGCGGCAUAGCGUAUUACGAGUGGGCUGUUGGGUCACAGCCAGGUCAUGCCGACGUCAUGCCAUUCAAACAGGAGACUUCCGAGUCGGGGGCGAGCGACCCGUCAGCGCCGUUACGCCUGCAAGAAGGUCAUUCGUACUUUGUCACCGUCAAGGCUGUCGAUCAUGUUCAGCUGAUCCGAUCGAAGAGUUUCGGUGCCUUCGCGGUCGAUGCAAGCCCACCACUGGCUGGCCACGUCUUUGAUGGAGACCCCACCCAGGCCCCGGUCAGUCACAGGGACCAAGAUUUCCAGGGGGACCGGGCGGCGCUCGGGGCAUCCUGGGAAGGGUUCCACGACCCCCACAGCACCCUAGUCGGCUACUCGUGGUUUGCGGGGACGUGCGAGGGAUGCAGCGAUGUUGUGCCGCGGCAGCACGUAGGCUUGGACACAAGUGUUCUUGCGGACAACCUCAACCUCGUUCCCGGUCUGACCUACUACGUGACGGUGACGGCCUGUAAUGCCGCUGAGCUUUGCACCUCGGUGACCUCUGAUGGGGUCACGGUCGAUGAUUCGCCCCCGGUGUGGGGGCAUGUCAGUGACGGUGGUCCAGGGGGUGGGGAUGUCAGCUUCCAGUCAUCAAGGCGUGAACUGCGAGCCCAUUGGUGGGGUUUCCAUGACCCUCACUCUGGUCUCUCCCACUACGAAUGGCGCGCCGGCACGACACCAGGAGCUGCGGACAUUCUCCCCUCUACACGCAUUGAGCUGUCGGAGGAUGCUCUGAUAUUCCUGCCUGCAUCAGACCAGCUGCCCGUAGGCAACGAUAUUUACAUCACUGUGCGUGCCUACAACCGAGUCGGUUUGCAGAGCGAGGCUACGUCUAAUGGCUUCCGUGUGGACCCUAGCCCCCCUGAUGUGGUUAACAUACCCGCUGUUGACAAGACGGUCGGGGUGGCUGUUCAGAACACUCAGGUUCUGCGCGAUGUCGUCCGGCUGUCCUGGUGUUUCCGAGACCCAGAGAGCGGAAUGAAGGAGCAGUACAUCUCUGUCAGCACACACCGCAACGGAGACAUAGAUAUUGCACCUGUGAAGGUUGCUGGAAGCGAGAGAGAUCACACAUUCACUAAUUUGACGUUGAGCGACGGGGGUCAUUACUUCAUGACCGUGGUGGCCUGCAACUAUGCUGGUCUGUGCACAGAGGCCAAGGCAGAACCGUUAUUGGUUGACACUAGUCCACCUUCACAAGGAAGUUUCUCAACUGCAGCAAAUCCGGAACCAACUACUUCAGUGCCUGGGGCCACGUCUCCCCCGAGCCACCACUCUGGCUGGAUGACGUGGCUGGAGGACUCCAGCACCUCCACCGGUUCCUUAGCCCUGGCCUGGCUGGGAUUUGCCGACAUACACUCUGGUAUCAGCCACUACUUGGUCUCGGUCGGGACGACCUACGGCGGCUCGGAACUCACUCCGGGAGGACCAAUACCAAUUGACCACAGAAAUGGCAGCGUGCCAUUGGAUGACGACACACUGCAGACCACCGUCAUACCACUAGAGGGCAGCAUCACAGCUCUCGUGCCGCCGUAUCUCUACAUUUCCAUGUGGGCUGUCAAUGAGGUUGGACUUUCAAGCACCCACCUGCACUCUGCAUUUGAGGCCUCUCCUACUUCACCUCACGAGGGCGCUCUCUUGCCACUGCAGCAGUGUUCUGCGUCGACGUGCGAGGGGCACUGUGCAUGCCCUUCCAGCAACCAGGCCUGCUCAAUGCGACCGGGAGUGUGUAACGAUGUCACAAACAGCAAUCCCAAUGCAGAAAUUGAAGUUUUAGAUAUCCUCAACCUCACAUUUGACGACGACGAUGCAGAAAUCGAUAUCAAUGACACGGCCACUCAGUACCUGAUGGCUGCAGCAUGGCGCGUCAGUGAUCAGAAAGGGCUGGGUAUCAAGUGGUCUGAGUGCAGCAUUGGCGACGACUCCUCCACACCCAGUGACCCAGCAGGCGUCUUUGACCCGGCCACGGAGAAGAUAUGGUUCGACGUUGGACAAGCCAACCACACCGUCAUCACCCUCGCCAAAGACCACAAACUCACGAAGGGGACUCGGUAUUACUUCUUCGUCCGUGCCUGGUAUGAUGCCGACACAUUCGCGGUGUUCAGAUCCGACGGCAUAACCCCCGACGUCACACCGCCAAAAGUCUCAAUGACUUCGAGGUUCAAGGUGAAAGAUCUUACCAGGCCUGACAGCAGCAGAGACGCCGAUUACUUGACCAAUCCGAGCAUCGUCUACAUCGCUUGGGAAGGAGCAUUCCUGGAUGAUGCGAUGUCCCACUACGAAGUAUCUCUCAGUACAUAUCCCGGAGGGGGAGACGUUUGCUAUUUUUCUAACCACUCGGUGCCGGCCAGCGAGUUUACAACUUCCUUGGCAAAUCUGAACCUUCAUAGUGGACUUCGUUACUAUGCCAACGUGAGAGCAUUCAACAAAGCUGGGCUGCACACGCUCAGAAGCAGUGACGGCUUUGUAGUCGACACACAAAGGCCGUAUCCGGGGGUGGUGAACGAUGGGAUAGAUCUCCACGAUCUGGAGUACCAGAACACCAGCACGGUCGUCUCAGCCUCCUGGCAUGGCUUUGUGGAUCUAGAAUCCUACAUCGACCACUAUGAGUGGUGCGUUGGACAGACCUCUAACCCUACAGACGAUAGCAUCCUUCCCUGCACCGAUGUCGGAAUCCACCUCUCCGCUUCCACGACUCUAGUCUUACCCCUCAACGAAGGUAAUCGAUACUAUUCUAAAGUUGCAGCUGUGGAUGCUGCCGGGUUGCAGUCAGAGAUGAUCUCCUCGGAUGGAUUUGUGGUUGAUACUUCUCCUCCAGAACCACUAGAACACAUCCUGUUGGGGGAGAACCUGCUCACUAAUCCAUCCUUUGAAGGGAUGGAGGGGCAGGACUCAGUUCUUCCCUGGGAUGUUGAACUGGGCAGCGAGUUUACCGUCAUCACCUCCGAGGUUAAAGCUGCGCAGGACGGCAGCCGUUUCUUGUCUGUCCGCGGCUCCGUCUCCCAAACCUUCCACACUCUGCCGGGCAGCCACUACCAGGUUGUUCUCUUCGCGAGCCAUGUCGUACCAUCCCACAAUCCUUUGCUGAAUCAGGAGGGUCACAUCGAGGCCCCCGGAUUGAAUCGCGUCUUCAGGCUGUAUGACCAACCAGCUCACGGCCACUCCGAGCAGAGUCUCAGCUCCAUCGCAUGGCACCAGCACAGGUUUUUCUUCACAGCCAGUGGAGACGUGUCAACUUUAAAAAUCUCCUCACUUGGACUUUCAAACGGCAUCCUGUUGGACAACAUUCAGGUCAGGCUGGUUACCACUGCACCGAGUACCGGGAAUGGGUCCGUGGAGGUCCACACCCAGUUUAUCCACGGCUGGUCAUCUCUCCAGGCCAAGUGGCAUUUCGUUGACCCCGAGAGCCCUAUUGUUGACUACAGCUGGGCUGUCGGCACCACAAGGGGCGGCACCCAGCUACAGAGAUUCACAUCCGUGGGGACACAAACUGAUGGUGCCAAUACGAACCUCAGCAUGCAGCAUGGCUCCCGCGUUCAUGUCACCGUGACGGCAAGGAAUGCGGCCGGUCUGGUUGCCGUGGCAACCUCUGGUCCAAUCAUAGUUGACUCUACAGCUCCAAUUAUACAUUAUGUCAUCGACGGUGGUACUGAACAAGAUAUUGACUAUAGUUCCGAUGACCAGUCUGUGACUUUUAGUUGGUCAGCCACAGACCCCGAGACUGGAAUUGACCACUGUGAGUGGUCAGUUGGGUCACAGCCUGGGUUUGCGGACAUAAGUCCCAUCUCGCAGACGCCUGACGCCGCGUCCAUCGUGACUGCCAAUUUGGCAGAGGCUUCUGUCGAGGGCGAAUCUUUGUACGCAACCGUAACCUGCUACAACCGUGCUGGACAGCAAUCUACGAAAUCAUCCAACGGCAUCACCGUGGUUACCGAACCUCCUAGCAACACAGCAGCUUUCGUACUCAUAAACAGUGUGUCAGAGACCCCGUACCAGUCAAGGGAGCGGUAUCAGUCUCAGCGAGAUUCCCUCAAAGCAUCAUGGGAUGGAUUUACGGACCCAUACGGUAUUCAGCAUUACGAGUGUCUUCUCGGCGGACCCAACGCCUUCGCGUCCUGGAGGCCGUGCGGUUCCACAUCACAGACCCACUUGGACUGGUCGGGUCUCAGCCUGGUUGACGAUGCCAGCUACACCCUGUCAGUCAGGGCGGUCAACCACGCUGGCCUGACCAGCCGGGCCGCCACUCAGACCUUCUCGGUCGAGUCUUCAUGGCCUGCCGUCCACGCACCGAGCCUACUCAGAUCCUCCUGGCUGGGCGACGGGACAGUCGAUCUUGCCUGGGAUGGCUUGUUCUCCAACCCCUACUCCUCCUCCUUGGUGUACGAGGUAUCUCUCGGUACCAUCCCAGGAGGUAGUGAUGUCAUGCAGUGGGUGGAGACCACUGAGACUGGUAUGCGUGUCUCCCCGCUGGCUCCCUACACCGACUACCACCUGACAUUGACCGCCAUCAAUGCAGCCGGCUUGUCGCAGACAGUCAAUAAGAUCCUCAACAGCCGAUGAUAGCCACAUCCUCGUUUGGCUCAGAGAUCAAGUUUCUCAAGCAUUUGACAACCUCAAAUCAUUUCAUACACGGCGAAAUAGAUCUGAUCUUCAGACAGAAAAGACAUCGCGCAAUUGCAUAACUGACGGAGACAAUAGAGAUGAUUACUCCGACAUCUUGUCCAACAUGAGUUUGGGAGCCAUCCAAUUUGUGGUCAUCAUUGUCACAAGUUUACAGACCCCUAAGCUUUGAGGAAGGGGGCCCUGUACGUUUUUCAAAUGUAAUCUAAAAAAUACAAGUGAUAACUUGUAGAAAAACAACCUUUUCCCUCUUUUUUCAAAAAGUUUUUACUCACUUGGAGAGGGUUGGGCUACUGGAAAAAAAAAUGAGAUGAUGAAAAAUGCACACUUAUUUCGCCGAUACAUUUACAGUGUAUCAUUGGCACAUUUAAGUGUCAGUUUUUUACGGCUAUGGCUAUUUGUUGCUAUGCACUAAUGCCGAGACCAUAGCCGGAGCCACAAUGUACUCGAUUUUGGAGUCAGCCAAAGCCUCAACUCCAGGCACGUUGGGAACCUAUUUUUAACUUAAUAAUUGCAAAGUUGCCCCAAUUUUUCCGAUAACAAAGUUUUUGUAAUACUCAGAAAUACCAUGUGUGUGUUGUAAAAUUUUUUCAUAACUCAGCAUUAUUUGAAAGAUUUAGUAUCAGAGAUAUUUCAAAUUGUUGCAACUCAUAGUAUUUUUUGUGAUAGGCAAUUAAAUUUCCGUCCAUGUUCUGUGCUGAAAAUGUUAUACUUGUAUGUGACAUCAGACAAUAUGGAUAAUGUAUAUUUGACAGAAUUAUAAAUUUUGUAUCAAAAAUAAUGUUUAAUCGAAACUGUUUAAAGGGAAAAAAGGUGGCUGGAGACCAUA